Messenger RNA from Nothobranchius furzeri (turquoise killifish), 2042 nucleotides. RefSeq names its product protein CBFA2T2-like. The record is from RefSeq and is a predicted model, not a curated record. Lineage: Eukaryota; Metazoa; Chordata; Actinopteri; Cyprinodontiformes; Nothobranchiidae.
AAUAGCAGCUGCUGUGUUGCUGUGGAUCAUGUACGGGACAGACUGUUCCUCAGAGGCGGAGCUGUGACUCAGGCUGGACGGCGGGUUCAAUAACCAGCUGCGAGUGAUUUAUCCUCUCAGGCGGGGUCCUGUUGUGGCCUGAGAAUAAUGUUUUUGACUGGUGAGACGGUGACACCUCAUGGUGUCUGUAACACAAAUGUACAGAAGUUGUACAAUGAAGUAGCAUCUUUGUGUGUCCAUAAUGGAGAAGCAAGAAAGAUAUAGUAAAAGAGGUAGCUGCUGGUUCCCCUCUCGUCACACGUCUGCUCAGAAGCCCACAGCCGCUACGCUCAAACGGCACGGUGAGGAAACCUGGACACCCUGUAGACCCCUGGAGCCUCUGUGCACCCGUACAGUAGAGAGAUCAGCUCCUCCAUCGCUGCCACCCCUUCACCUCCCCCUCUCACCUUCAACACCACCCGCCUCCUCUUUUUUAUCCUCACAGCUUCCACACCCUUCCUCCCCACCAACCCCCGUCCUCACCAUGCAGCUAUCCCACUGGCCUGCCAUCUCGCAGCAUUCCAGCCGGCCAUGCACACAGAGGCCUAUUGUGUGUGCUGGGAGACGGCAGAAGCCACUGCACAGUCGAGCACCGGGGGAAACGGUUGUGGAGAGCUGAAACUGGACUCAGUAUUCCAGCUGGACUGUGACAGAUCUGAAGUUAGACACAGAACUUGUUUGAUGUUUUAAAUAGCAUCAGUAAAGUCAUUAGGCCAUCAGGUGUAGCUGAUCUAGCCCGUUUUAGGUUACACUCAUGUUUUCUCUAUGCAGUCUUCUUUGAUAUGAACGCAAAUCCAAAAAGGUCAGACAAUUGUUCAUCUAACUUCUGAUCAGGAGGAACAUUGUCCAAACUUUUAUUCCUACAUGUGGAAUGAGGAUGGCUUCCUAGGAGGUCAUAACCCUUGAAUUACUGUGCCUCUCAUGACAAAGUCGUCUUUUCAAGCCCACUCACCUGGUCUUAUCAACUGUAGAACCACACAGGGAAGUUCACCUCACAUCUGAGCCACCCUCAUAUUAAAGAUUCUUAGCAUGAAGUAAAAAAAAACAACCCUUAGACCAUCUAUAACUUAUUUACACCUUCAUUCCUGCACUGCGAACAUUCUAGUGACCAGCUAAAAGUAAAAUCCAUCUGAAAGUCCAUCAUCUAGUCAAGUUUCAGCUGUUUGUGAAUGACUUUGUUGACACCUAAAUAUUAUUUUGCACGAAUGAGUUAAGAAGCAUUUUCUCCUGAAGAGGAAAAAAGCUGCCAAAGGCCAAAAGAAAAUCCUGAAGAGCUUUUAAUCAAAACCCCGUUAGAAUAUAACAAUGGCCUAAUAAUGCUUGGAGGCCAAUAUUAAGAAAUGAGUCAUGAGACUUUUGCACAAAACUGUUAGAAAAAUAAAAUGUGGUUAUAAAAGCAACAGAAGGAUCCCAUCACCUAUUUUAGAUCAUCGAUCCAUCCAUCCAUCCAUCCAUUUUCUGAACCCGCUUUGUCCACGCAGGGUCGCGAGGGGGGCUGGUGCCUAUCUCCAGCGGUCAACGGGCAAUCAGGCGGGGUACACCCUGGACAGAGAGCCAGUCCAUCGCAGGGCAACACAGAGACACACAGGACAAACAAUCAUGCUCACACACACACACACACACACACACACACACACACACACACACACACACACACACACACACACACACACCUAAGGACAACUUAGACAGACCAAUCAACCUAGCAGUCAUGUUUUUGGACUGUGGGAGGAAGCAGGAGUACCCGGAGAGAACCCACGCAUACACAGGGAGAACAUGCAAACUCCAUGCAGAAAGAUCCCAGGCCGGGAAUCGAACCCAGGACCUUCUUGCUACAAGAACCACAUCUUCUAACAACUGCGUCACUGCACAGCCGCCUAUUUUAGAUCAGUGGUUCCCAAACUGGGGUCCGGGACCCCCCGAGGGGGUCCCCAAUAUUUUGUCUGUGAAGUUGAAAAGAUUUCAUUUGUAAAAAUUACAUUCAUAAAAUCCCAGCAGCACAC